Messenger RNA from Manduca sexta (tobacco hornworm), 903 nucleotides. RefSeq lists its product as uncharacterized. Lineage: Eukaryota; Metazoa; Arthropoda; Insecta; Lepidoptera; Sphingidae. The record is from RefSeq and is a predicted model, not a curated record. The coding region runs from base 137 to 850 and encodes 237 amino acids. The transcript has 3 exons. Gene Ontology annotation, molecular function: sequence-specific DNA binding.
UGACUCGCGGAGGACCGUUUACCUUAGAUUAAAAAUCAACAGUUUAGGAUAAAUUCAUGAUAUUAUCGAGACAAUAAUUAAUAUUAGAAGCGUGUCAUUUAUUAUUAGUGUGAUAGCAGCUUGUGACAUUAAAAUCAUGACGUCUAAGUGCGCGUUUAAAAAUUGUAAAAACGGCGCGUCGAAUGCUGUAAAAAAUGAUGGCGUUGUAUAUUUUCGCUUCCCUCGUGACCCCUUCAGAUGUGCCGAGUGGGUGUCCGUGGUGGCUCAACAGCGGUGCCAGGAGAUCUACACGCCCAACGACUCCAGCGUCGUAUGCUCCGAACACUUCGCCGAGAAGGAUAUGUACGACUCGGACAAAGGGUUGAAACUGCACACGACGGCUGUUCCUUGCUUCACCGAUGAUACUCCAGAGAUUUACGAAAUCGAGGAAGCAGAAUCAUCGACCGAAAGCAAUGAUCUAGAAGUGCCGGAUGUCGGGCCAUCUACCCACGACAAAUAUAAAAAAUCGCACAAAGAAGUACAGAAUCAAUCAAAACCCUCCAAAAAAAAUAAGUCCCGCGCAGGAUCUCGGCUGAAAGGUAACAAAAACGACUCAGCGCAGAACUCGAUAGGAAGAUAUACAAAAAUGCUGAGUGAUAGAAACGAAAUUAUCCAUCAUUUGAGGAAACGGAAUGCCAGACUCACCAAACAAAACAAAAAUUUGAAGGAGGCGUUGAGGGAGUCGCGCAGACGCAUCGAGCUGGACACGAUCAUUGGCAAAAACAUUUGCAAAAGCCUGUUCCUACAGUACAUGCGAAAAUAUGGGCAUUUAUAUAGGAAGGUGGAAGCCGGGGCGGGCAACAGUGGCUAAACCGCUCGAGAAGCCUGUACAUUUUUUUUAAAAUCCUUAUGGCCAAAAGACAA